Sphenostylis stenocarpa is the source of this 1516-nucleotide messenger RNA. Lineage: Eukaryota; Viridiplantae; Streptophyta; Magnoliopsida; Fabales; Fabaceae. The record is from the annotation of a GenBank genome assembly.
CAAGCUACUAGAGUUUGAACUUGUCAAGAUCGUCCAGGUCGAAAAGAAAAGGCAGUGGAUGAAGAAACAUUGGAUGUUGUUUUUUUGGGACUUUGAUUUGGCGGGCAUGGAGAACUCGCGUAGACCAUUUGAUAGAUCACGAGAACUGGGUUCAAAGAAGCCCCGAUUGAUGGAAGAGCUGGAUCGGGCUUCAAAUUCGGGUGCCAGACAGUUUCCUCAUCGACAAGUGGCUUCUGCGAUUACGACGUUGUCGUCUGCAAGGUUUAGAACAAACGAAAGAGGUCUUGAAAGCAGUGAUUUUGGUCGCCCAGGUGGUGCUGGUGGCGGUGGUUAUCAGCCACAACCACUGCCAUUUCAGGAGCUUGUUACUCAGUAUAAGGCAGCUCUUGCCGAACUUACUUUCAACUCGAAACCGAUAAUUACCAACUUGACUAUCAUUGCAGGGGAGAACCAAGCUGCGGAGAAGGCCAUUGCAGCAACUGUUUGUGCUAACAUUCUAGAGGUUCCUAGUGAUCAAAAGCUGCCAUCACUUUAUCUCUUAGACAGUAUUGUUAAGAAUAUUGGGAGGGAUUAUAUAAAAUACUUUGCUGCCAGGCUACCUGAGGUAUUCUGCAAAGCAUACAGACAGGUUGAUCCUUCUGUUCACCAAAGUAUGAGGCAUCUUUUUGGAACUUGGAAAGGAGUAUUUCCUCCUCAGACCCUUCAUAUUAUUGAGAAAGAAUUGGGCUUCACUUCUGCUGUCAAUGGCUCAUCUUCUGUUUCUACUACACUGAAGAGUGAUUCACAGUCACAGCGUCCACCUCAUAGUAUCCAUGUGAAUCCCAAGUAUUUAGAAAGACAACGACUACAGCAGUCCAGCAGGACUAAAGGAGUUGUUGAUGAUAUCACUGGAGCAAUGUCAAACUCAAAUGAUGACCAAGAGAUGCCGAGUAGAACAUUGGGUGUUGUACGACCAUGGGUGGAUCCUAAUAAUGAUCAGCGUGCUCGUAGAGAUGCGUUCAAUGAUUCUGUUCCAGAGAAGAGCACUGGUGCGACUUAUGGAAGCAAUGAAUUUGGUUCAAAUCUUUCAAGGAAUUUGGGCUUGGGUAUCAGCCGACCUGGUGGUAGGGUGACUGAGUCAGGACAUGACAAAGGUUGGUACAACAAAUCUGGUGUUGUUGCAGGGACCAUGUCUGGACAAAGAAAUGGUUUGAGUCUCAAGUAUAGUUUUUUGAAUACUGAAGCACCAAAGUCCAUGACGUUGGAUGCACAUCAUCAAUCAGCACCAAACAUAACACAGAGCAGUGUGAUCUCGAAUAGCUGGAAAAAUUCUGAGGAAGAGGAGUACACAUGGGAUGAGAUGAACUCUGGCUUGACUGGUCAUGGUGCAUCCACUGUUAACAACUUGAGCAAAGAUGCUUGGACUGCUGAUGAUAAUUUGGUAAGCUUGGUACUAUUUGGUGAUAUGGGUAUCAAAAUGAUGCAAAACAUGUUGGAAAAAAAGCUAACUCCUACAUUGGUUAGAGAUAAAGCUUGA